Chenopodium quinoa (quinoa) is the source of this 1983-nucleotide messenger RNA. RefSeq lists its product as uncharacterized. The coding region runs from base 1 to 1983 and encodes 660 amino acids. The record is from RefSeq and is a predicted model, not a curated record. NCBI's taxonomy places the organism in Eukaryota, Viridiplantae, Streptophyta, Magnoliopsida, Caryophyllales, Amaranthaceae. The transcript has 5 exons.
AUGGGAAGCAAGUUGCUCAACUGUAAGAAUCUGAGCUUGAUGCAGACACCAGAGGUUUAUUGGCAUGAUGAUGGGUACUUUAUCAUUAAUCUGUGUUCUAGUGAUGAUAAAGAUACUAUACUUUGUUCUGGUCCUCAUAUGUUCCUUGGAAAACCAGCAAUAGUUAAGUUUCCUAAUCUCCCACUUAAUUGUUGGGGAUCUGAUACUCUUAGCCGUAAUGGAAGUUUGCUUGGAGUGCCAAUUUGUGCUGAUGAGUGUACUACUAGACAGCUUAGAGUGUCUUUUGCUAGGGUUCUAAUUGAAAUUGAUGUUAGAAAGCCUAUGCCUAACACUGUCGUGGUUGAGAGUCCCUCAAAGGAACUGCUGAAGCUCAAGGUAGUGUAUGAGUGGGCUCCACCUUUUUGCUCUAAGUGCAACAAGGUUGGCCAUGAUUUCUCUAAUAAACCUGCUCCUGCUAAGCCUAAGCAGGUUCAUAAGCAGCCAGCUCCUGUUGCUCCUAAGCAGAAGCAACCUAGUCAAACUCCUGCUCUUGUUGUUUAUGUUGAUGCUUCUGUUCAUGGGCAAUCUGUUAUCAAUCCACAGGUUCAUACUCCUCAAAACUCAGAUGAGGGGUGGAGAAUAGUUGGAAGGAAGAUAAAAGGCCAGCAAACUAGGGUUAAUCAGCCUGCUUCUACCUCUAAUGCUUUUGUUGCUUUAUUUGCAAAUGAAAUGGAUGGUGCAGAUAGAGUAACUGUCAAUGUCUUAAAGAUUCAUGAGCAGUUUAUACAUUGUUGUGUCCUUUCUAAGGAUCUUUCUACUCAAAUUCAUCUCACUGUUAUCUAUGGGCUUCUUUCUAUUCAUGAUAGGCUUCCUAUGUGGGAAGAGAUUAGGAACAUCUCUAUUCAGCAUUCUCCUUGGCUCUGUGCUGGUGACUUUAACUCUAUUCUUCAUACUUCAGAUAGGCUUCAUGGUACUGAUGUUACUGAUUAUGAGACUAGAGAUUUCCAGAGUUUGGUUGAUGAUUUGGACCUCACUGAGGUAAAGAGCAAAGGAGCCUUCUACUCUUGGUCAAAUAAGGCUCACAUUGGUCCUAGAACUCUUUCUAGGAUUGAUAGAGUCUUUGGUAACCAAGCUUGGUUGGACUCUCAUGGUCAUGUUGAAACUGUCUAUCUUCCCCCUUCUUUAUCUGACCACAGUCCAGUUCUUUUGGAUAUUUGUCCUGCUCCUGCUGGGAAAGGUAGACCUUUCAGAUUUCUCAACUGUAUUGCUGAUCAUCCUGAUUUCCUUGAUAUUGUUUCUCAGGCUUGGUGUUCUGGUAGUUCUGUCUGGCAGAAGCUUAAUUCUGUGAAGUCUAGUAUCAAGUCUCUUAAUAGCAAGCAGUUUGGCAGUAUUGCUGAGAAGAUUGAUCAAGCUAAUGUUGAACUUGCUGGAAUUCAAAACUUAAUGGCUCAGAAUCCUGAUUAUUUGGAUUUUUAUGCAAAAGAAUCUGAUGCUAUUAAGGUUGUCAAACACUGGAAUGAUAUUCAAGAAAGCAUCUUCAAACAAAAGUCUAGGAUCAACUGGAUUAAGCUUGGAGAUGGGACUAAGGCUCCUUGGCUUCCUGCUAUUGAUCUUGUUACUAUGAGGAGAGGUAAACAGCUUAGCUCUGUAUCUCAGAGCUAUCUCAUUCGUCCUGUUUCUCAUGCUGAAAUUGAUGCUGCCCUUAAAGGAAUAGAUAGCACUAAAGCUCCUGGCUUUGAUGGCUUUAACUCCUUUUUCUUUAAGAGAGCUUGGCAUAUUGUGAAAGAUGAUAUUUAUGCAAGUGUUAUUGAUUUCUUUACAAAAGGGAUCUUUCCUAAGCAAUGGAAUUGCACAACUAUCACUCUUGUUCCUAAAAUCCCUAAUCCUUCUCAUGUUAAGGAUUUUAGACCUAUAGCUUGUUGCACUGUGGUUUAUAAGCUUAUUUCUAAGGUCAUAACUGCUAGGCUUGCUGCUGUCAUUGGUGAGGUCUUUGAUGAUGCUUAA